Acyrthosiphon pisum (pea aphid) is the source of this 901-nucleotide messenger RNA. Its product is annotated as kelch-like protein 2. The record is from RefSeq and is a predicted model, not a curated record. Lineage: Eukaryota; Metazoa; Arthropoda; Insecta; Hemiptera; Aphididae. Bases 541 to 891 code for a protein of 116 amino acids. The transcript has 2 exons. Gene Ontology annotation, molecular function: protein binding.
AACUAAAAUACGGUAUCUGCAUUUUAUAGUCGUAUUGGCUACUCUGGCUACCUAAAUAAAACUUAUUCCGCUUCUAAAAACAUUUAAAAUAAGGGGUCACUCAAUUUUUUCCAAUGGUAAAAAAACUCGGUAAAAUGUACGUAAAUUUACUUUUACAGGGUAAAUUUACUGAACUCACAUAUCUAAUUAAGUUACCACACGAUUAACCACGAUGCCGUGUUGUUGGACAUAGCUGAACAUUUUUCGUGUACACGGCAAACGUGUAUAGUGGAAACCCGCCUUAACGGUUAUCAUAGUGUUUGAAAUAUAAAAUACGGUUAUCGGUUAUCAAAUAUAAAAAUUAAACGAUAACCGGUUACCGGUUUUCAAAAGUUUAACCUAAAGCCGAUUACCAACUUUAUUGAUAACGGUUUUAAGCCCUGUUUAAAAUACGUUUUAUUUUAUUUAAUUGUAUAGGUUGGGGGUGUUGGCAAUGGUGAAACAUUGAAAUCUGUUGAAUAUUAUGAUCCCACACUUGACACAUGGACACCAGUUGCAGAGAUGUCUACAGAACGUCGAGGUGUUGGUGUAGGAGUCUUAGAUGGUCUUAUGUAUGCUAUUGGUGGCUAUGAUGGAGAUGAGGAUCUUAAAAGUGUUGAGGUGUAUAGACCGAGUGAUGGAGUUUGGUCUUCUGUAGCUGAUAUGGAAAUAUGCCGAUAUCGCCCCGGAGUAGUGGCAUUAGAUGGUUUAUUGUAUGUUAUGGGCGGAGAAACUGAUGAUUCUAUCUAUAGUGAUACUGUAGAAAUUUACAACCCCAAAAUCAAUACUUGGACAAUGGAGAGAUUUUCGAGAAGUGGUGUGGACAUUUAUGGUGGAGUAGUUGUUGAUAGACCACCAAAUUUUAUUAAUUAAUCAGUAUUAU